GGAAUCUCGCGCCCGACAACACAGGCUCAAGAUGGCGUCCUAGCGCAGGGUCCUGAAAAAUCCAUUUAAAUCGGUUCCGAAUCAGGGAAAACAGCGGCUGUGGGGCCGAGUACGAAGGCCUAAAAGAAAUUUUAAAAGAUUUAUGCAUCGAAUUUGACAGCUGUCAUUCUUCAGGUGAAAAUGUCGAUGUCACACCUAUACGGGAAAGACCAGGAUGAUGAUGAGGUGGAGAUGGAGCGGUUUGAGAUUUCAGAUUGGGACUUGGAAAAUGAGUUCAACCCAGACCGAGUGCGCCACCGACAGACAAAGGAGGAUGCGAUCUACGGCAUGUGGGCUGAGAAUGACUCUGAUGAUGAGAGGCCAAGCUUUGGGGGGAAACGUUCCAAAGAUUACACUGCUCCAGUUAAUUUCAUCAGUGCUGGAAUCCGUCGACCUGCAGCUGAGGAAAAUGAGGAAGAGAAGGACUCUGAUGACUCUGAAGAGGAGAAAGUUAAGCGAGAAGAAUUUCCAAAAGAAUUUGCACCAAAGAAACUGAAAACUGGUGGCUUUUUCAAAUCUAGUUCAAAAGGAUUCUCAGGAGGGCAUCGAACAAACCAGGAAAUUGGCACUUGGGAAAAACACACCAAAGGGAUUGGACAGAAACUGCUGCAAAAGAUGGGUUAUGUACCUGGCAGAGGUCUUGGGAAGAAUGCACAAGGAAUUGUGGCACCAAUUGAGGCAAAGAUGAGGAAGGGAAAAGGAGCAAUUGGUGCAUAUGGGUCUGAACGAACAGAACAGUCGCUGAAGGAUUUUCCCAUUGUAGACUCUGAUGAAGAAGCAGACGAGGAAUUUCAGAAGGAAAUGAGCCAGUGGCGGAAGGAUCCCACAGGUGGGAAGAAGAAACCCAAGUACACCUUCAAGACAGUGGAGGAGCUUAAAGCGAAAGGAGCAACCAGCCUGGGCAGAAAGAUGGCUACCCCUCAGACAGAACUUUCACAAGUCAAGGUUAUAGACAUGACAGGAAAGGAGCAGAAAGUCUAUUACAGUUACAGCCAGAUGAACCAGAAGCAUGAUAUUCCUGAUGACACGCAGUCCCCAGUUAAAGAUGCCAAGUCAGAGGGCUUUUCCCUCCCAGAGCUGGAACAUAACCUGCAACUGCUCAUUGAAAUGACUGAGCAAGAGAUCAUCCAGAAUGACCGUCAGCUACAAUAUGAGAGGGACAUGGUGGUCAACCUUUCCCAUGAGAAUGAGAAGCUCUCUGAAAUCCUUGCCCAUGAGGAUAAGAUCAUAGACAAGCUCAGCAGCAUCUUGCAGAUUGUGGAGGACUGCGAGAAGAGACUGCAGCCCAACUGUGAAAAUCCUUUGACCCUGGAAGAAUGUGCAAACAUUUUUGAGAUGCUGCAGGAGAAAUAUUUUGAGGAGUACAAGAUGUUUGAUCUGGCAGAACUCUCUAUUGCCAUUGUAUUUCCACUACUGAAAGAAUUCUUUAAGGCUUGGAAUCCUUUGCAGGAUAACAGCUAUGGCUUAGACGUCAUGUCCAAGUGGAGGAAACUUCUAGAACGAGACCAGCUGCAGCAUGGGGGGUGUGAUAUGUUGUCAUUGGACCCCUACCACCGGUUGACAUGGGAGGUUUGGAUGCCAUAUGUCCGUAAUAUUGUAUCCCAGUGGCUGCCCCGGAAUUGUGCUCCUAUGGUAGAUUUCUUGGAGAACUGGAUGCCUGCAAUCCCACUCUGGAUAUUGGACAAUAUUCUUGAACAACUGAUCUUUCCUAAAUUACAGCGUGAGGUUGAGAAUUGGAACCCACUGACGGACACAGUUCCAAUACACGCCUGGAUUCACCCAUGGCUUCCACUGAUGCAGAUGCGCCUGGAACCCCUGUAUUCACCGAUCCGCAACAAGCUUUCCAAUGCAUUGCAGAAGUGGCAUCCCAGUGACUCAUCUGCAAAACUGAUCCUGCUGCCCUGGAAGAACGUGUUCACACCAGGAUCUUGGGAAGCCUUCAUGUUGAAAAAUAUUGUUCCAAAGUUAGGUAUGUGUUUGACAGAGUUUGUGAUCAAUCCACACCAGCAACACAUGGACACCUUCCACUGGGUGAUGGACUGGGAGGACAUGAUCUCACUUUCUAGUCUCAUAGGAUUGCUUGAGAAAAACUUUUUCCCAAAAUGGUUGCAGGUGCUAUGUUCUUGGCUCAGUAACAGUCCCAAUUAUGAAGAAGUCACUAAAUGGUACUUGGGAUGGAAGUCCAUGUUUUCUGACCAGGUGUUGGCCCACCCAACGAUCAAGGAGAAGUUUAAUGAAGCCCUGGACAUUAUGAACCGGGCUGUCACUUCCACAGUUGGUGGUUACAUGCAGCCAGGAGCUCGGGAAAACAUUGCAUACCUCACUCACACAGAGCGCCGGAGGGACUUUCAAUACGAGGCGAUGCAGGAGCGCCGUGAGGCUGAGAACAUGGCACACCGUGGCAUCGGUGUCAGCUCAGCCUCCAUACCAAUGAAUUUCAAGGACUUGAUCCAGGCAAAGGCCGAAGAGCACAAUAUUGUCUUCAUGCCUUUGAUGGGCAAACGCCAUGAGGGAAAGCAGCUCUAUACCUUUGGGCGGAUAGUUAUUUACAUUGACAGAGGGGUAGUGUUUGUACAGGGAGAGAAAACUUGGGUGCCAACAUCACUUCAGAGCCUCAUUGACAUGGCUAAGUAAACAGGAGAUGCAGCAACUUGCUUCUCUCUGCUAUCUGUUCCAUUUUUAUACAGGAAGAUUUUCACCAGUUUAUUCGGAGUUGGAGUGGCUGGGGAAGAGACUUUUGCAGUGAGAAGAGAUCUUCACCACUCUGUUUAUUUGGCCCCUCGUCCCCCAAGUGAAAUCCUUACUUGGUGACUGAUUCUAAUGUUCAGUACUUCAUGAGUCCCACUUUGUUACCUAUUGUAUUUUUUUAACAUGUAACACUUUGUUUAUUUUAAUAUCUUUUAUUUAUAAACAAUAAACCCAUGAUUUUGGUGUCA
Messenger RNA from Carcharodon carcharias (great white shark), 2975 nucleotides. It is a transcript of the gene tfip11, whose product is annotated as tuftelin interacting protein 11. The transcript is spliced from 14 exons. NCBI's taxonomy places the organism in Eukaryota, Metazoa, Chordata, Chondrichthyes, Lamniformes, Lamnidae. Gene Ontology annotation, cellular component: U2-type post-mRNA release spliceosomal complex. Gene Ontology annotation, molecular function: nucleic acid binding. Bases 181 to 2673 code for a protein of 830 amino acids. Gene Ontology annotation, biological process: spliceosomal complex disassembly. The record is from RefSeq and is a predicted model, not a curated record.